UCCUUAAAAGGGUCCUGGAAUCUCUUUCUCUCUCUCUCCUCCCCUGACUCUCUCUGAGAUGAUGAGAUGUGCUUCGGGUGCUGAAAAGCCCACGUUGAGGACCCAUCUCUUCUUCAUGGAUUCCAUUCUAUUCUAUUUCUAGUGUGCCACAAUUUCAGGGCAGCUCCCGUCCCUUGGUAUUUGCACUCUAUCACUCCUUCAUGUUCUCUCUCUCUCAUAUAAAAGUAGUCUCAUCUUUCUUCUCUUUUGUUUUCUAAAUAUGGGUUUCUCUACAACUCUGUUUCUGGAAAAGAAGAAGGUUUUCUUGUUUGUCUAUUGAGGAUUUAUAUACUACAGCUCCUCAAAAGAAGCUGGUAUUUUGAUGGUAAUGCUGUAAAAAGACUGGAUUUUUAUCCUGCAGCAGUAUGGACAGUUCUUAUUUAGAGGGAUUGAUGCUUGAUCCGUCAAAGUGCAGUAAGUUGAGCAUGGAUGAGAAAAGGGAACUCGUCUAUGCUCUGUCAAAAUGGUCACAUGGUGCACCGGAAAUGCUCCAGUCCUGGAGCCGUCAAGAGAUAUUGGAAGUCCUUUGUGCGGAAAUGGGAAAGGAAAGGAAAUAUACAGGCUUGACGAAACUGAAAAUAAUAGAGCAGCUUUUGAAAAUUGUUUCUGAAAAGAAAUCUCAAGAACAUGCUGCUGCUAUUGAUCUUGAAGCUGGAGCUUCAUCAGAAGUUCCACAAAAGACUGCCAAAAGGCAGAGGAAAACUGAUAAUCCCGUUCGCCUGCCUGUUACUGUAAAUACAAUCUCCACGAAUAGUGUCAUUGAGGAUUUGGAAAAUCCUGUAUAUUGUAAAAAUUCAGCUUGUAGAGCCAGACUAUUUCAUGAUGCUGCAUUUUGCAAGAGGUGCUCAUGCUGCAUUUGCCGUAAGUAUGAUGACAACAAAGAUCCUAGCUUGUGGUUGAUUUGCAGCUCAGAACCCCCAUUUCAAGGUGUAUCAUGUGGCAUGUCAUGUCACCUUGAUUGUGCCCUAAGACAUGAAAGAUCUGGCAUUCUAAAGGAUAAGCUGGAUAACAGGCUAGAUGGGAGUUUUUAUUGUGUAGCUUGUGGAAAAGUGAAUGAUAUCCUUGGAUCCUGGCGAAAACAACUAUUAAUAGCAAGGGAUACCAGAAGGGUUGACAUACUGUGUUAUCGGGUUUCCUUGUGCCGAAAGAUUCUUGCUGGUACCAAACAUUACCAGAAGUUGUAUGACAUUGUGGAUGAAGCAGUGAAGAAGCUUGAAGCAGAUGUGGGGCCUUUAACUGGUUUACCAGUGAAGAUGGCUAGGGGGAUUGUCAACCGGCUAUCUUCUGGCCCAGAGGUUCAGAGACUCUGUGCUUUUGCCAUUGAGUCACUUGACACCAUGCUUUCAGAAAGAGUACCUGAUAUGUCAGAUUGCAAGGUGAUGAGUGCUAAAUUGGUGACGUUGGAAGAUGUCUGCACCUCAUCUGUCACUGUGACUCUGAAGUUUGAAGAUUCAUCUCUUGGAAAUUUAGUUGGUUAUACCUUAUGGCAUCGCAAAUAUGAUGAUUUGGACUAUCCGACAGAACCUACUUGUACAUUGUUUGCUCCAAACUCGAAAUUUUAUCUCUCUGGUCUAUCUCCAGAUACAGAUUAUCAUCUCAAGGUUGUGUCCCUUGAUAGUAAUAGGGAGCUGGGGAUGUGUGAAGUUAGUUUCCGAACAGCCACUACUGAAACUGAAGCUACUAAUCCCAACUCUAAAGAUAUGGAAGUUGGAAGGAGUGAAAGUCCAGCGACCAACUGUAGUAGCCUGUCUAAUCCCUCAUCGGUGGAAGAUGAAACUAAUAAUGUCAUUCCAUGCAGCAAUGAGGAUGAGACUAGAGGGGAUAACUAUCAUGACCAUCACAAUACCCUUGAAAAAAUGGUCUCUACAAAGGUGUAUAAUGGCUAUACAGAUACUAUUGAAAGAGGACUUACUGGUGAGACGAUAUCCUUGUUGGAUGAGGAACAUAGCAUGGGAAAAAUUUGUUCUGCACCAAAUAGUGAUGCUGUGAAUCUUGAGAGCAAGCCCUCACCAGAUGGCCAGAUGAUGGAGGACACCAGCACCGAAAAUGGAUCAAAUACUCCUAGGCAGACUGGGCUGGACUGUGUUCCACUGGCUGGUGCCUCGGAAGCUCUCCUUCCAAUAACACCCUGCAAACUUGAUAAGAUGAAGGAUGGGCUCCAAAGGAGCUGCAGACCCAAGCUCAUAAUUAAGGACCUUGAUAUUGGUUCAGGGAAGGAGGAGGAACCACAAGCUGGCAGCUCUUCGAAGAAGAGAAGGCUAGAAAGGCUAGAUGACGAAUCUGCUGCAGUAGACAAGGAUUUUGAGUAUUAUGUAAAGGUCAUCAGAUGGUUGGAGUGUGAUGGGCAUAUCGAGACUGGAUUCAGGAAGAAGUUCCUGACUUGGUACAGCUUGAGAGCUACCCCGCAGGAGGUGAGGAUUGUCAAGGUGUUUGUUGACACGUUUAUUGAAGACCCCGAAUCCCUCGCAGGACAGCUUGUUGACACCUUCUCUGAUGUCAUUUCGAACAAAAGAUCAACCACUGUACCCGCAGGUUUCUGCUUGAAGCUUUGGCAUUGAAGGUUGCCAACAGAUUGUGCUUCCACAUUUUAUGGCUCUAACUCAAAAGUUGGAGAAGGUUAUCUAGGUUAAUUCUUUGGACGUUAUGAAAUGUUAUGUUUCUCCAUUUGACUCGAUUAUUCAAAUUUUAAUGAUUAGGAUAUUCAAGAUUGACCUAUUGGCAAUUUAGCAUACCAUACCUACUGUUACAAGUCAAACUAGUAUAUAAAUUAUUUUCUUUUCGCGGGA
Coffea eugenioides is the source of this 2825-nucleotide messenger RNA. RefSeq names its product VIN3-like protein 2. The transcript has 5 exons. The record is from RefSeq and is a predicted model, not a curated record. The coding region runs from base 405 to 2597 and encodes 730 amino acids. Gene Ontology annotation, molecular function: protein binding. Lineage: Eukaryota; Viridiplantae; Streptophyta; Magnoliopsida; Gentianales; Rubiaceae. Gene Ontology annotation, biological process: epigenetic regulation of gene expression; vernalization response.